UAUAUAGCAGGCAGGCAGCACUCAUGCAGCCGCUUGGUAAACGUCAAAAAUCAAAAAAAAGGAGGCUGGUUUUCGCUUUUGUUUGCAAUUUCUGGAUUUUCUUUAAAAAUAUAUAUAAAUAUUUAAAUGGAUAGCGAGUUACGUAGCAAAGUAGAGUCAUGCUGCCGCACGGCUGAGGACUUCACAAAACUAUACUACACAUCGUUUGAUAAGCGACGCCAUCAAAUGGGUCGCUUGUACCUGGAUAAUGGCUUACUUGUGUGGAAUGGCAAUGGCUCGAGCGGUAAAGACAAUAUACAAAAGUACCUAAUUGAACUGCCCACUUCGGAACAUACAAUAACCAAUCUAGAUGCUCAACCAAUUAUCGAUGAAGCGGUUGGUGGUCAACUGACUUAUAUGAUUCAGGCAGGCGGUACUGUUCGCUACCAUGAUGAAGGUGUUAGACCAUUCCAACAAACAUUCAUCAUUACUGCACAGGAAGAUAAAUGGAAAAUUGCUAGCGAUUGCUAUCGACUACAAGACGGACUGGCGCGUGCAGAAGCUUAAGUUGUUUAAGUUCAUUUGUAUACAUAUGUAAAUUUCUAAGGAAAAAGCAAGAAAAGAGUACAACAAAA
Rhagoletis zephyria (snowberry fruit fly) is the source of this 614-nucleotide messenger RNA. RefSeq names its product NTF2-related export protein 1 (gene Nxt1). The record is from RefSeq and is a predicted model, not a curated record. Lineage: Eukaryota; Metazoa; Arthropoda; Insecta; Diptera; Tephritidae. Gene Ontology annotation, biological process: nucleocytoplasmic transport.